UGGAGUUAGUCCCCAAAUCCCAAACUCCCAAAGGUUUAGGGUUUUAGCACACUGAAAAGCAUCACCGUUUAGGAACUCCUUCGUCGCCAUUUCUGGUGAUUUCAUCUCUUUCAGAUUCACGAUCGAAUCGCUGUACUCAGCUCUCUCCUCCUCCUUGAAGCCGCCUGCGCCGUCGCUAGCUAUUAGUGCUUCGAGAAUUUUCUGUUCGUGUUGCAGCUGUCCAUGGCAAGAGGGUCGGCAAAACGGUUGCUUUACUUGUAUUCCUGCAAAACCAGUAAUCCUUUUAAGGUUAGAUGUUUAUUUUCGCGUAGCCUACAUCGAAUCUCUUCGACGGAACCUCAAAUCCCUAACCAGUUACGGUUGCCAGUAGCGCAAUUUACCCAAUCGACGAAAUUCGGCAUUUUUACUGAUUUUCAUAAACAUUACUUUUGCACACUUCCUGAAAAACCUUCUUUAGAUUCGACGAAAGCUAAUUUACUUGAAUCUCAAUGUGACCAAUCUGUAGAAGAAGAAAAGGUUCUCGUUUCUGAAACUGAUUAUGUAGAAACAGGAGAAAAGAGAACAGGAUUUUCCGAAGAAAUUACAGAAAAGGAUCCCGUGGAAAUAUAUAAUGGGCUUAAAGAUACUCUUGAAGGCGACAGACAAUCCCGCAGUGAUUGGGAUACUUUGACUGAAAUUUUUAGGUGUUUUGCAGAAUCCGCCUGGGCUUCCGACCAGGCUCUAGCAGUGUAUAUUGGUGCCUCCUUCUUCCCAACUGCAGCUCGAAAGUUUGGAAAUUUUUUCAUGAAGAAGAGUAAGGCUGAUUUAGUUAAGCAUCUUGUAUCCCUCAGCGCCGGUGAUCAGGCAGACAAGUUUUUGUUCCCAAUUUUCGUGGAGUUUUGUAUGGAAGAGUUCCCUGAUGAAAUAAAGAGGUUUAGGAAUUCUGUGGAUUCGGCCGACAUGACUAAGCCACAUACAUGGUACCCCUUUGCUAGGGCGAUGAAAAGGAAGAUUGUUUAUCAUUGUGGCCCGACGAACAGUGGGAAGACGUAUAAUGCGCUGCAGAGGUUUAUGGAGGCGAAGAAAGGCGUGUACUGUAGCCCUCUUAGAUUGUUAGCAAUGGAGGUUUUCGAUAAGGUGAAUGCAUUAGGGGUUUAUUGCAGUCUCGUUACAGGGCAGGAGAAGAAGGUGUUUCCUUUUGCAAACCACAUUGCCUGUACUGUUGAAAUGGCAUCAACGGACGAGUUAUAUGAUGUAGCUGUAAUCGAUGAAAUUCAAAUGAUGGCUGACCCGUAUCGCGGCUAUGGAUGGACUAAAGCAUUGCUUGGACUGAAGGCUGAUGAGAUACAUUUAUGUGGGGAUCCGAGUGUUUUGAAUGUAGUUAGGAAGAUCUGUUCGGAUACUGGCGAUGAACUCGUGGAGCAUCAUUACGGCAGGUUCAAACCUCUUGUGGUCGAGGCGAAGACACUCCUAGGAGAUCUGAAAAAUGUGAGGUCAGGAGACUGUAUCGUGGCGUUUUCUAGGCGAGAAAUAUUCGAGGCUAAGUUGUUGAUUGAGAAGUUUACAAAACAUCGAUGUUGUGUCAUAUAUGGCGCCUUGCCACCUGAGACUCGUCGUCAGCAGGCCUCUCUGUUCAACGAUCAAGGCAACGAGUUCGAUGUCCUGAUUGCCAGCGAUGCUGUAGGAAUGGGCCUGAAUUUGAAUAUUCGAAGAGUUGUGUUCUAUAGCCUUUCCAAGUACAAUGGAGAUAAAAUGGUUCAAGUGCCGGCAUCUCAAGUGAAACAGAUUGCUGGAAGAGCGGGAAGAAGAGGAAGUCUGUACCCGGAUGGUCUUACGACUACCCUAAACCAAGAGGAUUUAGAUUAUUUGAUCGAGUGCCUAAAAAAGCCUUUUGAGGAAGUUAAGAGAGUCGGGCUAUGGCCUGUCUUCGAGCAAGUUGAGUUAUUUGCAGGGCAAUUUUCUGAUUUGAAAUUCUCUCAACUUCUUGAGAAAUUUAGCGAGAAUUGCCGGCUUGAUGGAUCUUUUUUCCUGUGUCAGCAUCAGCACAUAAGAAAAAUCGCUAAUAUGUUGGAUAGGGUUCCGGGAUUAUCUUUAGAAGACCGUUUCAAGUUUUGCUUCGCUCCUGUCAACGUCAGGGAUCCGAAAGCAAUGUACCAUCUUAUGAAAUUUGCUUCCACGUAUUCUCUGAAACUUCCUGUCAAUAUAGCUAUGGGAAUGCCGAAAGGAGCUGCUAGUAAUGAUUCCGAGCUUUUGGAUCUUGAGAGUAAACACCAAGUGGUGUCGAUGUACAUGUGGUUGUCGAAUCAUUUUGAAGAUGAAAGAUUUCCGUAUGUUAGGAAGGCUGAGCUUAUGGCCGUGGGGCUUGCAGAAUUGUUGGGUGAAUCUCUCAUCAAGGCGAACUGGAAGCCGGAGUCGAGACAUGUGGGGAAAUUGAAGCCUAAGGAAAAGGAAAAUGUUGGAAAGGAAGAAAAGUUUAAGCUUCAAGAGAGGACAGAUGAAGAAAACUCGAAGCUUCAAGAAAAGAGCGGCGAUUAUGAAAGGCCAAUGUCGUUGAUUAAAUCUCGCCAAAAAAAAAGGCAAGAGCACGCAGGGCUUCCCGGGAACAUAGCUGCAUAAGAUCUUGCGCUGAAGGUAAUGAAGGGUUGCCGGGAGAAUUAUCUUGCUCGAUUUCUAGAAAGCAUUUCUCCUCGGCACAACUGAUCCGGUCGGAGUUUUUGCAAGGUGUCGUAAAAUUCAGCUGAUAGUAAUUCAAAAGGACGGUAAACUCUCUCAGAAGCUCCAGGGACUCUAGCACCAGACAAAUCAACACCGUUCAUUCCAUUCAAUCAACGGCCUCCAUACAUCCAGCAGUAGCCCACAGCGAAGCCCGUCAGUCACACUCAGACAGAUUACCAAAAUCCCAUGUCGAAUUCCAGAAAUCCAUCCAUCGGCCUAACCGCGCAUUGAAUUCUUCGUUACGACGUCGUUUUGAUGGCAUAACGGAAACGGUGCCCCAUUUCCAUUCAUUGACUGCAGCAGCGGCAGUGCAUGCCCUCUUCGUGUCGCCAAAUCCUCGCUGCUGCGUGCGCAAAUUAAUCCCCAAAUUUCCUUCAAACCCUAAAAAAAAAAAAUCAAUUGAAGGGAACGGAAUAU
This is a messenger RNA of Andrographis paniculata, 3111 nucleotides long. RefSeq names its product DExH-box ATP-dependent RNA helicase DExH18, mitochondrial. Bases 223 to 2595 code for a protein of 790 amino acids. The transcript has 4 exons. Gene Ontology annotation, biological process: RNA catabolic process; mitochondrial RNA 3'-end processing. Gene Ontology annotation, molecular function: ATP binding; hydrolase activity, acting on acid anhydrides; RNA helicase activity. The record is from RefSeq and is a predicted model, not a curated record. Gene Ontology annotation, cellular component: mitochondrial degradosome. Lineage: Eukaryota; Viridiplantae; Streptophyta; Magnoliopsida; Lamiales; Acanthaceae.